This is a messenger RNA of Colletotrichum phormii, 1740 nucleotides long. RefSeq names its product tartrate dehydrogenase. Bases 284 to 1393 code for a protein of 369 amino acids. The record is from RefSeq and is a predicted model, not a curated record. The transcript is spliced from 3 exons. NCBI's taxonomy places the organism in Eukaryota, Fungi, Ascomycota, Sordariomycetes, Glomerellales, Glomerellaceae. Gene Ontology annotation, molecular function: NAD binding; oxidoreductase activity, acting on the CH-OH group of donors, NAD or NADP as acceptor; magnesium ion binding.
CACGAACCCCAACUCCACAAACUCCCGACACUUGCGGCGCAAUCCCGAAGAUGGUGGGCGAUGAAGACGGUGAUCUAGCCGUUGUCGGCGGGAGUCAGACAAUUACAAAAGAAGACAACUUCACUGCGCUCUGACAUACCCUGCAGCACAGCCAUCAUCACCAACUUCAAGAUCUCAUCUCAUCAUCAAAGGGAAAAGAUACCUAUCACACCCCUCGCCUUCUGCCCCUCAUACGACUGCAACACCGCACAUCCACCCACUUCACCCCUCACAGUCAUUCAAGAUGUCGCCCAGCGCCCUUCCCGCCCAAAAGUCUUACAGCAUCGCCUCCAUGGGGGCUGAUGGCAUCGGCCCGGAGGUCAUCGAGGCCGGUGUGGAGGUCCUCAAGGCUCUUUCCGAGACUCUUGGCACAUUCGACCUCAACUUCACCGACUACGACUGGAGCUCCGAGACUUACAAGAAGACCGGAAAGUACAUUCCGGACGGUGGUCUCGAGCAGCUCAAGAAGCACGACGCCAUCCUCUUCGGCGCCGUCGGUGCUCCCGAUGUCCCCGACCACAUCUCCCUCUGGGGUCUCCGCUUGGCAAUCUGCCAGCCCUUCCAGCAGUACGCCAACGUCCGUCCCACCCGUGUUCUCCGCGGUACUCAGUCUCCCCUCCGCAACUGCGGUGAGGGUGAUUUGGACUGGGUCAUCAUCCGUGAGAACAGCGAGGGUGAGUACGCCGGCCAGGGUGGUCGCUCGCACCGCGGCUUCCCCUGGGAGACCGCCACCGAGGUUUCCAUCUUCACCCGCCACGGUGUUGAGCGUUUGAUCCGCUUCGCUUUCGAGACUGCCCGCAGCCGCCCACGCAAGCUCCUCACUUUUGUCACCAAGAGCAAUGCUCAGCGUAACGGCAUGGUUCUCUGGGAUGAGGUUGUCUACGAGGUUGCCAAGGACUUCCCCGACGUCUCUCUUGACAAGAUGCUCGUCGACGCCAUGACUACAAGAAUGGUUCUGAACCCCAAGAGCUUGGACACCAUUGUUGCCACCAACCUGCACGCCGACAUUCUCUCCGAUCUGGCUGCUGCCCUCGCCGGCUCCAUCGGUAUUGCUCCUACCAGCAACUUGGACCCCAGCCGCAAGAACCCCUCCAUGUUCGAGCCCAUCCACGGCUCCGCCUUUGACAUCACCGGCAAGGGUGUUGCCAACCCCGUAGCGACCUUCUGGACUGCCGCCGAGAUGCUCGAGUGGCUCGGCGAGAAGGAGGCGGCGACGCAACUCAUGGAGUGUGUCGAGAACGUCACUGGCAACGGUGUUGUCACUGCCGAUCUCGGUGGCAAGGCGACGACGAAGGAAGUUACUGCUGCUGUUGUGGCCGAGAUCAAGGCCAGGCUUGGCAAAGGCAGGCAAUAGAGGGUUACUUGGGCAUAAGAAAUGUAGCGAGGAUUUAUGAUUGCGCAUGAGGAGGACCUGAGCUUACAUGAUAGGAAGCAGUGAGGGGAUAGAAUACCAGCAUAUGUACAUGUUGGAUUCACAGGUGGAAAAGGAAAAUACUCGAGUAUCGUGGGUAGCAACGAUCACCGACUGUAGUGGUGAUAUUGCUUGUUCUUGUUGUUCUUGAGUGGAAGUCUAACCAGGUGCCAGCGGCGGCAGGAAGUCUGGGGUAUACCACCCUCGUGUGGCUGAGCCACACGGACCACCGUGGCUGGAACGGACCGCGGCAGCAACCUCCUGCUGCCUAAUGUAGGCCUAUUCCAACA